AUGGCCCCGACUAUCACACAGUGGAUCCUGGAUACUCGGCACCUGUAUCCAGAGGCCACUGAAACGAAGCACCUCGAACAAGCAGCAUCCCGAGCUCUCGCCCUCCUCAGCGCCGACGAGCGCAAAGCUGUGCUAAAGUACUACCACGUUCGCGACGCGAAGCUGUCUCUAGGCUCGCACCUUCUGAAACGCUACGCCAUCAGUCGUUUCUGCGGCGUCCCCUGGCCUUCGGCAAACACUGUCCGCAAUGAGAAGACAAAGCCCGUCUUCCGCACCGCCGACGGCUCCGAACCCCUGAGCUUCAACGUGAGCCACCAAGCCGGUCUUGUUGCGCUCUUCGCCGUCCACGGUUAUGACGCGGCCAAUGGACCGGUAGACGUGGGCGUUGACAUUGUCUGCACCUCGGAGCGUCGCUCCAGAGACCACAGCAUGCUCAGGAGCGAGGGGUGGCCGCGCUUCGUGGACGUGCACGCCGAUGUGCUCUCGCCUGCUGAGGCGAGCUUCCUCAAGUGGCAGGUUCUCUCGGCGAUCCCGCCGGGGUUGAAACCGGGGGCCUCAGCAGAGGACUCGAUGGAUUUCAAACUGCGAUGCUUCUACGCUCUUUGGUGUCUGAGGGAGGCGUACGUCAAGAUGACGGGCGAGGCGCUGCUUGCAGAGUGGCUCGGCGACCUCCAGUUCAAGAACUUCAAGCCGCCACUGCCGGCGGAGAAGUUUGAGGACGAAGGAGACGCCGUCACGGAGCACGACAUCAUCUUCAAGGGAGCCAAGGUCGAAGAUGCGAAUGUGUGUUUGAGAGCCUUGGGUCCUGAUUACAUGACAGCCAUAGCGGUGCGAACACCUCAGCGCAAAGAAGACGGCUUGGCAUUUGAGAUUGGACCGUUUACUAUGCUUUCUUUAGAUGAAGUCUUGGACUUUGGAGAAUCUCAUUCAUAG
This is a messenger RNA of Colletotrichum chrysophilum, 933 nucleotides long. RefSeq lists its product as uncharacterized. The coding region runs from base 1 to 933 and encodes 310 amino acids. Gene Ontology annotation, cellular component: cytosol. The record is from RefSeq and is a predicted model, not a curated record. Gene Ontology annotation, molecular function: holo-[acyl-carrier-protein] synthase activity; magnesium ion binding. NCBI's taxonomy places the organism in Eukaryota, Fungi, Ascomycota, Sordariomycetes, Glomerellales, Glomerellaceae. The transcript is spliced from 2 exons.